GGACACCAGCUUACCUGGCCUGGCUUACCUAACCGUUGAUCAGGCGCUGGCAGAUCUGGCCCAGUUUAUUGAGUACGUCAAGAGCGACAACUUUGAAAAUGGACGAUACAGACUACCUCAGGUCUUGCGAAAAAGAACCAAAGUUACUGUUAUAGCUCGUAGAAUGAGCUUGCAGAAGUUGCAAUGGAUUGGUCGCCUGUGUCGAGGAUUGAUGAUGGAGCAAACCGAUCUCAGAGUGGAGACUGUAGGACGUUUCCAGGACAACUGA
Messenger RNA from Arctia plantaginis, 268 nucleotides. NCBI's taxonomy places the organism in Eukaryota, Metazoa, Arthropoda, Insecta, Lepidoptera, Erebidae. The record is from the annotation of a GenBank genome assembly.